ACGCGGGGUACAAGAUGGCGGCGCCCGGUGGCGGCAUGGAAGGCGCGGAGGAGGCCGAGGGGUUCGUGCUGGGGCGGCUGGAGCAGGAGGCGCUGAAGCGGCGGGAGCGGCUGAAGGCCCUGAGGCAGCGCACGCUGCAGAACAAGGAGAGUGGAGAACCUGAAUCCAAAAUCCCCAGAGAAGAUGAGGAGGAGGAGCCAGUCAAGCACAGGGAGAUCAAGCUGCGGAAUUACGAUCCCGAGGAUGAGGAGCUGAAGAAGAGGAAGCUGCCCCCGGCCAAACCGGCCUCAGUGGAGGACACGGUGAAGGAGCAGCUGGAAGCAGCCAAGCCGGAGCCCAUCAUCGAUGAGGUGGAUUUGGCGAACUUGGCUCCCAGGAAGCCCGACUGGGAUUUGAAGCGGGAUGUGUCCAAGAAGCUGGAAAAGCUGGAGAAGAGGACCCAGAGAGCCAUCGCGGAGCUGAUCCGAGAGCGCUUGAAAGGGCAGGAGGGGGAGCUGGCGUCGGCUGUGGGAUCAGCAAAGCAGGAGGGAAGCGACUCCGACUGAGGAGAAUCCAUCAGGAACGGGCUCCGGAUCUGCCUCACACCGACCCUGUGUCCCUCAGUCCCUCCCUGCUUGGGACUGCUCAUCCCUCUUCCCAAACUUCCCCAGUCCUACUGUGCCUGGAGGAGAGGCAGAUCCAAGGAGCCUGGCUGGCUGCUGAGGAACUUCCAUGGAAAACUUUCUGGGAUCUGGGGGGUUGAUGGGAGCAGGACAGACCGACCCAGUUAGCUGGAACUUCCUUGGAGCAAGGAGAAGUGGGAAAACUCUGGGGGCUGGGGCUGGAAAGGUCAAUCCAGACUGGCUGGGAAAGGAGGGAGAUGCCAGCAGCCCUUGGAAAAGCAGGAUCAUUUCCCAGCGAUUGGAGCUCCUGUUCCUGUGCAGACACUCCUGAGCUCUGAGUAUUUGGGAAUAUCCAUGGCCAGCCCCAGAAUCCUGGGAAGGGGCAGUGUGGCUCGGGAAUCGUUGGCUGCUCUGCAUCCGGCUGAGUUUAAUGUGGGAUUUACUUUGCUCCCGAAUUUCCCAACCCUCCAGGAGCGUGUCCUGCUCCUCGUCUUGGGUUGUUUUUUAUUGUUAAUGGAUCUUUUCCUAAUAAAAC
Molecule: messenger RNA, 1137 nt
Organism: Camarhynchus parvulus
Lineage: Eukaryota; Metazoa; Chordata; Aves; Passeriformes; Thraupidae
Gene: CCDC12
Product: coiled-coil domain containing 12
Exons: 7
Coding region: 15-545 (176 amino acids)
Cellular component (GO): U2-type spliceosomal complex; post-mRNA release spliceosomal complex
Source: RefSeq, a predicted model, not a curated record